This is a messenger RNA of Scomber japonicus (chub mackerel), 2000 nucleotides long. It is a transcript of the gene trappc3, whose product is annotated as trafficking protein particle complex subunit 3. Lineage: Eukaryota; Metazoa; Chordata; Actinopteri; Scombriformes; Scombridae. The record is from RefSeq and is a predicted model, not a curated record. The coding region runs from base 210 to 752 and encodes 180 amino acids. The transcript has 5 exons. Gene Ontology annotation, cellular component: TRAPP complex; cytosol; cis-Golgi network membrane. Gene Ontology annotation, biological process: intra-Golgi vesicle-mediated transport; endoplasmic reticulum to Golgi vesicle-mediated transport.
UUUGUAAAAUUCACUGAAUUUUCCUCGAUAAUUAUUUUUUAUUUUGAUGUUAGAGAGGAAGUGUGCUUGCUUUAAUCUUACGACCUUGACCGUAGCGGAAGUGAGCGACUAAACUGGUGAUUACGGAAAUAACUGCUUAGCCACAAUCAAAUAAAUAAAGGAUUAAUAUCGAGUCAUCACCUGGUGUAAAGCCCGUCACACUGUCCACAAUGUCCAGGCAAUCCAACCGAACAACAGACAGCAAGAAGAUGAACUCUGAGCUGUUCACGCUGACUUAUGGCGCUCUGGUCACCCAGCUCUGCAAAGACUAUGAGAACGACGAGGAAGUCAAUAAACAGUUGGACAAGAUGGGUUAUAACAUCGGGGUGCGUCUGAUAGAAGACUUCCUGGCACGCUCCAGCAUCGGCAGGUGUCAGGAUUUCCGAGAAACAGCCGAUGUCAUUGCUAAGGUUGCGUUUAAGAUGUACCUGGGAGUCACCCCCAGCGUGACCAACUGGAGCCCAGCGGGAGACGAAUUCUCCCUCAUCCUAGAGAAUAACCCACUGGUUGACUUUGUGGAGCUGCCUGAUAACCACAGCACACUGAUCUACUCCAACCUACUGUGUGGGGUCCUCAGAGGAGCCCUGGAGAUGGUCCAGAUGGCGGUGGAUGUGAGAUUUCUCCAAGACACUCUGAGAGGGGACAACGUGACAGAAAUCCGCAUGAAGUUCAUCAAGAGGAUUGAAGAAAACAUCCCAGCAGGAGACGAGUGAUGGAAACACUUUCAUCAAGUUCUUUGUCUAAUUUCAGGAGGAUUAAGUUAUGCACGGAAAAACACUUCACACACAGACUGAAAAGAUGAAGGAACUGAACUCGAAACAUUGAUCGUGUUACGUCUCAAUAGCUCAACAUAUUUUUUUUUUUCUUUGCAACCCUGUAUGUUUGAGAGUUGGAAUAUUUGAUAUAAACAGCAGAGUAUUGAUUACUCACUCAAGAAUCAUGGCGGAAAUUGAGACACUUCCUCAAUUCCUACUAUCUUCAUCUUCUGUUAUCUUUUCUAUCUCUUGUGAGGAGUUGAUGUGAGGAAGACUAUUGUGAUCCAGGUGAAAAGGAACACUGAACACUAUUGAAACACAACACAAUAACAUGGCUUUGCUACCUUGAGUAAUUUGUGGAUUUAAAAAAAAAUCUCAGCACUGAUCUGUGGUCCAGUUUAAGGGGGAAAGUUUCUUCAUUUUGCAGGCUCUUUAAUUUUAUACUUAUUUCCUUGGGGUGUUCUGUGUAAUCUGGCAGAAUUUAAUGGUAGAUUGUGAAGACAUUAUACAGAAAAGGGCACAGUUUGGUACAAAUUAUGAAAGAGACCCCAAAAAGGUGUUAAUUUGCAAAAAUAAAUAAACACAUCAACAUAGUAGUAGUCUUUCUUAAAAGUCUAUGAUGACAUUUCCUAAAUUACUCACAUAGCUCUGUCAAAGAAAUGUCUUAAGUAUGAACAGUCACACAGCAGUUACAUGGUUAAAAAUGUCCUGGAAAUUAGCAGGAAACUCCACACUGAAAAGUAUUUUCUGCUGUUUAACUAUUGUAAAUAGCCUAAUUUAUCCACAUUUUUGCAAAGUAACAUCUACAGACUGCAAACUGUGUCUUACCUAUAUAUAUACCUGCAAAUUACACAGAAAAUUUCCAUGAAAUCAGUAUGUGUUUAAAUGACAGGUGUCACUAUAGAGGGGGAACUAAUAUCCAUUACUGUUGAUCUGUCACCCACCCACAUGGAAAGUCAUCCUUUUUUCUUUAAUUCAUAGUAAAGUUUGUCUUGUAUCUUGACAAAAUUGUGUGUUUUCAUUUUGACAUGUACCAACUGUUGGUGCAAGGAUGGAAUACCUUACUGUACAUCAAAAUGUUUUUAUGUUUGUUUUUAUGUUUUCUUUUUGUUUUUUCUCUCUUUUUUUUUAAAUGAAGUCACAUUCUAUAUUGCUGCCAAUUGUCUGGCAUGUUAAAUUAAUGCAGAUGUCAAAUAAAUGUGACAU